Helicoverpa armigera (cotton bollworm) is the source of this 1160-nucleotide messenger RNA. Its product is annotated as dnaJ homolog subfamily B member 13. The transcript has a single exon. Gene Ontology annotation, cellular component: cytosol. Lineage: Eukaryota; Metazoa; Arthropoda; Insecta; Lepidoptera; Noctuidae. Gene Ontology annotation, molecular function: protein-folding chaperone binding. The record is from RefSeq and is a predicted model, not a curated record. Bases 102 to 1121 code for a protein of 339 amino acids.
GGUCAUUUAGGCUCUAUGUGAAUAGUUGUGUCGGUGCUGGUGAUAUUUCAGGAACAGUGAACGAGUAUCAAGAGUUUCUUGAGUAAGGAAAAUAAGCCACAAUGGGUUUCGAUUUCUACGGCAUUCUGGGCGUGAAGCGCAACUGUACGCAGCUGGAGGUGAAGCGCGCGUACCGGCGGCUGGCGCUGAAGUACAACCCCGAGCGGCACGACAACGACGAGAACAUGCAGCGCAUCUUCGCGCUCAUCGGCGAGGCGUACGAGGUGCUGUCCGACCACCUGCGCCGCGCCGUCUACGACCAGUACGGCGAGGACGGGCUCAAGCGCGGCGUGCCCGGCCCGCUGCUGUACCUGCAGCCCUACUACUACCACGGCGACCCAGUCCGCACCUUCAACGACUUCUUCGGCACCGCCAACCCCUACGCUGACCUGCUCGACUACUACGAGAACCCGCCACCCAUGUUCGAGUCGCCGCUCGGCAAGGGCUACAAGGAGAAGGACGCCACCAUCGUCAGACCCCUCGCGCUCUCUUUAGAAGAAGUCUACAAAGGAGGACUCAAGAAAAUGAAGAUUCAAAGACUGGUGUUCACAGAUGAGACGUGUACGGAAUUGAAGCUGAGAGAAAAAGUUCUGUCCAUUCCCAUUAAAGCUGGCAUUUAUCCGAAUACAGAAGUGAGAUUCAAAGAAGAGGGCGACCAGGGCCCGACGAGAAUUCCAGCUGAUGUUAUUUUUAUAACUGAAGAUCGGCCGCACGACACGUUCAUCAGGUCCGGCCUGAGCGACUUACUUUACAUACAGGAUAUCACUCUACAAGAAGCGCUCUGCGGUUUCAUGGUAGCAAUUAAAACCUUAGACGAGAGAAUGCUGAGAAUAAAAAUAGCUGACGUCGUAACCCCUACGUACGAGAAGAUUAUAGAAGACGAGGGAUUACCGUUGCCGGCUUGCCCUACGAAGGCAAAAGGUAAUUUAAUAUUAAGGUUUCGGAUCGACUUCCCAGAAUAUUUAUCGAAGCGCAGUAAAAAGGCUUUCGAAGAGGCAUUCAAGAUAAAAGAUGAGGAAGAAGAGAAGUUUGAAAAAUUGCCCUGUGGUACAUUGUCGGACACUACGAUCUUUAAUACCUAAUAAAAUAGGUAUGCGAAAAAUUGUUCAAUAAACAUUUAU